UGCUUGGGGGAAAACAAAAACAAAUAAAUAAAUAUGUCUAGUCUUAGAAUAUGGCUUUAUGCCCCGAUGAUAUUCCCUUCACUUCCUGAUCACAUUUCCCACUUACCUACUCCCAUCCUACGUGGGAUUGAGCUGGCGCCUGUGCAGUUUUCUUUCUUGCCGAACCUCAUUCUCUAAAAGAUCUUCAUUCGAUACAGACGUUUCCUGAGCAUCGCCGUAAGACAUCUCAACAUUUCCACAUCAGUUUUGCUCAACGAUAACACUCUCUUCGAAUGUGAUUCAUAUUGAAGAAAGUAGCUUAUAAAUAGGUUUUCAUGGACGUAGACUAUGUCCACAGGUUUCGAGAGCCGCCAUUCACCCCACCCUUGGCUCACAGAAAAACUACAGGCAUUCUCAUAGCAGUACCGUUUGUUGUUUGCUUCACAAUCUUUGGAACCUUCAAUCUCGUUGGUGGAACAGUUUUGACUAUCAUGGCAUGCUCAUCACAGCUUACACCAAAGGCAAAAGCAAUGAUACAGAGACUUGUACGUCGAGCAAACAUUAAACUACAACCCCAAAUCAAUCCCAUGCAAGUUGUUGGCAUCAUUCUGCUUCUAACAGGCUCUCUUUUGGUCAUCAUUGGUCUAGCUUUGGGUGUUAUAGCUUGUAGGUCUGUCGAUGAACACGAACGUCGAAGGAACGAGCGACUAGGUCUCUCUCACUCCGGAAUUCCACUUUUCAGCUUAGCUGAACGAAGCAGCCGCCAAGCUUUAUCGCUUUGUUCGACAUCAAUGGGUUCAAAUCGGAGUCGUAAUGGCAAAAGAUCUUUGGUAUCGGAAAAAACUGUCUCGCCAAUAUUGGAAGUGACAAGUGAAGAAGAAAAUAUGGAUCAGGAAGAGGCGAAAAAGAAAAGAAAAUCAGAAGUCGAAUUUAUUUUACCCACUUACGACAAAGUUCGUAGAUCUAGUAGAGAAGCAGAAAUUGACUCAAAGGUUGAGCUUUUGUCUGAGAUGAAUUUAGCCUCUUCAGAACCCCAGACACCUACGUUCCAUCCAACUUCGAACAAAUUAAGUGUUGAAGUUCAAGUUGAAACUGAACCGCUGGUGCUAGACCAAAAUAUUACAGAAUCCGAUUUAUAAUGAUUAAAAAGUGAGGGAGAAUCCUUACAUUCAUACGUUUUAGUAUGAGUAAGUAUCGAAGAUUUUAACCAAUGGUAUAAAAUGGUACCAUUUUAACCCAUGGUAUUUCGGUGAAAAUACGCAUUAAGACUUUUCUUUGAACCCAUCUGGGUGACAUUUACGAGGAAGAGAUUCUUGGAAAGCUGAAUAAUUGAAAAUUUGUAAGGUUCAGAAGAAUUUCUUUUUAAAAAAAAUUCAGGCAUUUGAUGUAAAUGUAUCCCAAAACAAAAUUUCAUGAAACAAAAUGUCACGUAGACAAAAUUUUUUGAAGGAAGUUAUUUCUUCAGCAAAAUAUCGUUUAAAUAAAAUAUAUCAAAAAUUAGACCAGUGGUAUAAACUAUACAAUUUUAACCAGUGGUAUACUAUUUUAACCAGUGGUAUAAAAUUUCAUGAAGCAAAAUAUCAUGCAAAUAAAAUUUUGGGAAGCAAAAUAUAGUUUCAAUAAAGUAUCAGCAAAUUAAUCAAUGAUAUAAAUCAUGCCAUUUUAACCAAUAGUAUUUUGGUAAAGAUACAUAUUAAAACUUUAAUUUGAAACCAACUGAACAACAUUUAAGAAGAAUAGAUUCUUGGCAAGCUAAAUCAAUGAAAGUUUUUUGAGUUGAAUGCAAGCUGAACUAAUGAAAUCUAAACUAAUGAAAGUUUUCGAUCUCGAUGUAUCACAAAAUAAAAUUUCAUGAAACAAAAUAUCACGCAAAUAAAAUUUCGUGUAACAAAAUAUUUCUUUGACAAAAUAUCGGUUAAAUAAAGUAACAAAAAUUGACGUGUGUAUAAAAAUUACAAUGUACAAAAUAUUGGAUGGAGGCAGAUUGCGAUAUCCCACUCGUAAAAAAUUUCGAUUCAAAAAUUUUGAGACAUUUUAAGUAAUGUAGUUUCCCCUUUUUCCUUUUCACCAGAUUUUAAAGAAAUGUUAUUUCUGUAACAUUUUGUCUAUGCAAUAUUUUGUCUAUGCGAUAUUUUUUCCUUCGAAUAAUCAACCCAAAAGUAUUUCUGUUUUUAUAAUUUAGUAUUGAUAAAUAAUAACAUGUCAACAAAGUAGCAAACAGAAAUAUUGAUCCAUAUCAGAAAGACAAGCGUCAAUAAAAUAAGUAUUGUAAAAAUUUUUGUGGUGCUCUUAAUAAUACUAUUAAUAUGAUAUAGAUGUUUGAUGUUGUGUGUAUUGAUGUUUGACUUGAAUAUCAGCAGGACUUAUAAAUGUUUUAUUUCAGAAUAAUCAAAUGGAAUCAUCAAAAUAGCAUGAACAACUUCACAUAGCAUUAUAAAAAUGUCUACUGCGUAUUCGUGAGACAGUUUCUUUAUUUGAAAUUUCUCUUUUCCA
Molecule: messenger RNA, 2472 nt
Organism: Parasteatoda tepidariorum (common house spider)
Lineage: Eukaryota; Metazoa; Arthropoda; Arachnida; Araneae; Theridiidae
Source: RefSeq, a predicted model, not a curated record